GCUGUAAAACUCUUACUAAAACAAUUUUUUUUAAACCCAUUUCAGACUGGGCUACUUUGAGCGCAACCACAAGUUCUACAACCCCAGUCAGCUGACCAGUGAGUUUGUCCGUCACUACAGCAGUCAGGCUGUGAAACAGAUGUAUGUCCUGGUCCUGGGGCUGGACGUCCUAGGAAACCCGUUUGGUCUGCUGCGUGGUCUGUCCGAGGGCAUCGAGGACCUCUUCUACGAGCCGUACCAGGGGGCCAUCCAAGGUCCAGAGGAGUUUGCCGAGGGUUUGGCCUUGGGAGUGAGAAGUCUGUUUGGUCACGCUGUUGGUGGCGCUGCGGGCGCGGUGUCGCGCAUCACGGGCACGCUGGGCAAAGGUCUGGCCGCCCUCACUCUGGACGACGACUAUCAGAAGAAGAGGCGGGAGCAGCUCAACAAGCGACCCGCCACCGCCCGCGAGGGAUUUGCCCGCGGCGGGAAGGGGCUGGUUAUGGGUGUGUUUGACGGUGUGACCGGCAUCGUGAGGAAGCCGGUGGAGGGCGCCAAGCAGGACGGCGUAGCUGGCUUCUUCAAAGGUAUGGGCAAAGGUUUGGUCGGAGUGGUCACCCGUCCCACCAGUGGAGUCGUGGACUUUGCCAGCAGCUCGCUGGAAGGCAUACGCAGGUAGGCAAAUCUAGGUCGUGCACUUCAAGCUCCG
Molecule: messenger RNA, 685 nt
Organism: Aplysia californica (California sea hare)
Lineage: Eukaryota; Metazoa; Mollusca; Gastropoda; Aplysiida; Aplysiidae
Product: vacuolar protein sorting-associated protein 13A
Exons: 6
Coding region: 140-655 (171 amino acids)
Biological process (GO): protein retention in Golgi apparatus; protein targeting to vacuole
Cellular component (GO): extrinsic component of membrane
Source: RefSeq, a predicted model, not a curated record